UCCACUGCUACGUUUUCUGUGCAGAUAGAGACACGGCUGUGUGUCUGAGUGGGAAAUGGACUGAGUGAGGGCGCUCUUUCGACCAGUGCUGCCGAUAGCAUUGAAAUACCCAAGCUAGGCUGAAAUAAUUGACGAUUUUUAGGUCGCUGAAUUAACAAGAAAAACACAGCACCGUUAUCAGUCUUUCACAUCCCACUCCAAACACACUAACACGGCAUUGAUGGUAAUGUAUGCAAGGAAACAACCGAGACUCGGCGAUGGGUGCGACCGAAGAGAUUCUCAGCCCUAUCAGACUCUCAAAUAUUCGUCCAAGAGCCAUCCUGGAGGGGACCACCGACAUGAAAAGAUGCGAGACUCCUCAGAUGUCACUCCUCCCUGCAAAAUGCUCAGGAGGUCUGACAGCCCUGAAAACAAACACAUCGACAGCACGGGGCACAGCAGAGCGAAGGCUGUCCACACACACCGGGCCAGAGACAGGGAUGGAGGGACCAGUUAUUCUCCACAAGAAAAUUCUCACAACCACAGUUCCCUUCAUAGCUCCAACUCACAUUCUAACCCAAGCAAGACCUCAGACACACCUUACGAACCCGGCGACGACUGGUCAGAGCACAUCAGCUCGUCUGGAAAGAAGUACUAUUACAACUGCAGGACAGAGGUGUCCCAGUGGGAGAAGCCCAAAGAAUGGCUGGAGAGAGAACAGAGGCAAAAAGAGGCAACAAAGACCGCGGUUGUCAACAGCUUCCCCAAAGACAGGGACUACAGAAGGGAGGCGAUGCAAGCGUCGGCAGCCCCUGGCUUUACUGCUGCUAAGGCAGCCCAGGUGGAGAAGCCUGUGACGACCAUUGCUACCCAGUCCCAGUCGUCAUCCUCUGGCUCAGGGAGCUUGAACCCUUCAUCGGGGCCCCCUGGAUCAUCAGCCUCCACGGUGCCCGUGUCUCCGGUCCUUCAGUCCCCCGCCCCUCCACUACUCCAGGACCCCACCUUGCUUCGCCAGCUUCUCCCAGCACUUCAGACCGCCCUGCAGCUCAACAAUGCCAGUGUGGACAUGGCGAAAAUCAACGAGGUUCUCACAGCUGCUGUCACACAAGCUUCAUUACAGUCGAUGCUCCAUAAGAUCCUCACUGCUGGACCAUCAGCUUUCAAUAUCACUACUAUCCUUUCUCAAGCUGCUCAACUCUCCAACCAAGCAGCUCAGCAAUCGAACCAGUCACCCAUGUCGUUAACAUCGGACGCCUCAUCGCCUAGGUCUUAUGUUUCUCCAAGGAUCAGCACACCGCAGACCAACGCUGGUCCCCUUAAACCCCUCCUCAGCACGCAACCGGUCAUCUCACAGACAAAAGUGAGCACGCCAGUAGGGAAACAGGCAUCUCAUCCCCAGCCCACAUCCCAACAGUCCCUCUCCAGCGAUAAGCAGCACAGUCAUGAUGCCACCACGGCCUCCCCGCGCACCCUCCAGCGCCAAGGCAGUCAGAGGAGUCCCUCUCCGGGUCCCAACCAUGUCUCCUCCUCCAGCAGCAGCACCGCCCCCAACUCUGCCUCCGCUCCCCCCACCGCCUCAGCAGCCCGGCCCUCCUGCUCCUUCACCCCCACCCUCGCUGCCCACUUCAAUGAGAAUCUUAUCAAACACGUGCAGGGUUGGCCUGCCGAGCACGCAGAGAAACAGGCAUCAAGACUACGUGAAGAGGCUCACACCAUGGGGAGCAUCUGUAUGUCUGAGAACUGCACCGAGCUCAAAAACCUCCGAUCCUUGGUCAGAGUCUGUGAAAUACAAGCAACAUUGCGUGAGCAGAGGAUACUGUUUCUGAGACAGCAAAUCAAAGAACUUGAAAAGUUGAAGAAUCAGAAUUCUUUCAUGGUCUGAGAACUUCUGGUGGCGAGUCGAAGCGGGAGGUUGCGGGGGAAAAGGGGGAAGACCCAUUGCACAUAGUUGGAAGCUGGAGGGAGAGCAGUCGUUCAGUUCCUCUUGAGCCCAGUCUUAACACACACAGGAGCUGCAGUCGGGUUGGCUUUGGACCGAUGGGGCUGGGAGAGCCAAGAGGGAGACAUGAAGAGCUGUUGGAGGGGGAGGGUGGGGUGGUUUACAAGACUCUGUUUUGUAAAGACCCACUGCGGGGAAAAAAAUGUAGAUUUCUUGUAGAUGUUAUUAUCUAUGUUGUAAAUAUGUUUUGUAGAUUGAAGCCAUGGAAAGCCAUGCCUAUCAAAGCUUUUGACAUCCAAACUAAUCAACGCCUAGGCGGCUACGUUCAUUAGCUAGCCUUUCGUUCAUGUUAACUCGUCCGCAGACUUAAAGCUUCAUUUUGUCAAUUCAUAGAUCAUUGAACCAUUGAGCGUGUGUGACCUGCACGUUAACAGAGGAGGAUGUUUGAAGCCAUUUAUAUACACAGAAGCCUAGCAUAAAAACAUAAUACACUGGUGUCAUUGUAGUUUUUUUCCUCAAAUACUGGUAAUCUGAUUACUGUUUAGAUUCUCUUCCUGUGCCCUUCUUCUUUGGGUGAACUGUAACCUGUACUCAGGCGCUGUGAACAUCCCCUCUCUGCAGGUCUGUCACGACUGCUCACUACGGUUCAGUGAUCUACUUGCAGCUUCUGGUGGCCCUGCAUGUCCCAGUCUGAAAAAAAAACAGUGCCUGGUGGUGUGGUGGAGUGAGUGAUUUAAAAAAACAAAACAAAAAAAAACAUUUUAAGAGAUGUGAUGGCGUGCUGCUUUGGACCAUUCCCACCAUACCCUCCCCCUGGCCUCAGCCCUGCCCUGCCACACCCUCUCAGAGACAUCAACACUUCACACCCUCCAUGUAGUUUUUCCUUUGUGUUCCAACACUUUUGGUUCCUCUUUUCUCCCCUCUCCGACACUUCUCAAGACGAGGUGGGUACCACUGGUUCAUUCCUUUGUACAGUUGUUAACAUACAGUGGAGUUCUAAGAAAGAGGACGCAGAGUAAAACAAAAAAAAAUGGUUUUAUUUAUAAGAGUUGUAGUGACGAGCAGUAAAUCACAAUGAUAUCCACGUAUUUUUCAUUUGCACCCAGUUUAGGUGUGGUGCUACAGCUACAGCGGGUUUAGAGACGGAUGUAUGUGGAUCGCCUCUUGUGUCAGAGCAGGGUGACAAGAGGUCACAAGGUCAAAUGUGAAAUGUAUGUAUUGUAAUAAACAUGUUCAACUAAA
Messenger RNA from Epinephelus fuscoguttatus (brown-marbled grouper), 3160 nucleotides. It is a transcript of the gene waca, whose product is annotated as WW domain containing adaptor with coiled-coil a. Gene Ontology annotation, cellular component: nucleus. The transcript has 13 exons. The coding region runs from base 221 to 1861 and encodes 546 amino acids. Gene Ontology annotation, biological process: regulation of autophagy; positive regulation of TORC1 signaling. The record is from RefSeq and is a predicted model, not a curated record. Gene Ontology annotation, molecular function: chromatin binding; RNA polymerase II complex binding. Lineage: Eukaryota; Metazoa; Chordata; Actinopteri; Perciformes; Serranidae.